This is a messenger RNA of Haemonchus placei, 2379 nucleotides long. NCBI's taxonomy places the organism in Eukaryota, Metazoa, Nematoda, Chromadorea, Rhabditida, Trichostrongylidae. The record is from the annotation of a GenBank genome assembly.
AUGGGCACGUCAUCGCGACAUUCUAAGAAACGUCGUGGAGAUAAUGAGGAUUCUGAUGAUGAGCGACGAAAGAGGGAGCGAAAUCGUUCCAGCUCCAGGUCAAGAUCCUCAUCACCGAAGCCUAAAAAUGCAGAGUCGCUUUCCAUCGAGGAAACGAACAAGCUCCGAGCAAAACUAGGAUUGGCUCCGCUGGAAAUGAAUGAUGGUCCAAAGGCGCGAGAAUCUGAAGAUGGCACAACAGUUCAUGUCGAAGAUGGUUUCGAGUUCCGGCAUAAGAAGCCAGAAAAUUGGAGCGAUAAGAAAAAGGAACAAGAAAUGAAAGAAAAGAUUGAAAUUGCGAAAAAGAAGCGCCAGGUUUAUGAGCGAGUGUUGAUUGCUAAAAGUGUUGCGGAAUCCGAUUCCGAUGAUGAUGCUGCGGAUUGGGUGGAAAAAAUGAGGAAGCAAGAAGAAGAAAAAAAGCGGGCUGACGAAAGAGCCAAAAUGCUUGAUGCCAUGGAUGAGGAAUUUGGAGUUAACAGCAUCAUUGCUGAGGAAAAGGCAAAACAGGCCAAGAAGAAGGAAAAAAUAAAGAAUCUAUACACUGGCGGUCUCGUGGUAGGGCAUUCGAAGGAAGCGUUCACCGGCGUUACGGACCAGAUUCUUGUUCUCGACGACAAAAGUGUUCUGGACGAUGGUGAGGAGGUUCUCAUCAAUCCAAACCUGAUCGAUAAUGAAAAAUAUGCUCGAAAUAGAGAGCUUAAAAGGCGUAAGGAGUUACAAAAAGGGUUCGAUGACGUGGACGAAUUCGGAAAUAAAAAAUCUUACGGAGUUCUCACGAAAUAUGACGAAGAGCUCGAAGGAGUCCAAAGGGAGCAAUUCCGUCUAGAUGAAGGUGGUGGUUACGACCUUGAAAAGGAUGAGAGGUUGGCAUUCCGGCUGGCAGGUAAAACUCUGGUUAGUAUGGAAAUGCAAAAAUAUCAAAUAGGGAGCGAGUUCUAUACAAAAGAAGAAAUGACCAGUUUCCGCAAAGUCAAAAAGGGGAAGAAAGAGAAAUCUACUCGCAAAAGGAAAAUUUUAAAAGCCGAAGACCUGAUUCCGGAUGAACCUGCGGGCGGAUCUGAUUUGGGUUCCAGGUUCAAAAAUGGUAAUGAAGAACCUAACGCCGCUGAGCCAUCUGGACCGUGGAAACGUGCGACAAAAAAUGCGGUUGAUAUAAACAUGCUGAAAGGACUAGUGGACAAAGAUAGCAGCGACAUCGAGGAUAGUGACGAAGAAUUGGGUGGAGCGGUAGACUUGAGUGCGGUCGUUGUUGAUGAUGAUGCUGAAGAAGAACUGGCGAUGGUGAUGGAUAAGGCUCGUCGUCUUAGGCAGGUUGUUGUGAAGAAAGAAAACGACGAUGUGGCGCAAAAGGUCCGAGCAGUUCUCAUGGUUUCAUCACACAACAUCAAGAUGGAAGUCGAUGAUGAUGGUGAUGUCGUACAAAAUAGCGCUUUGAAAGAGGAAGUGGUAACCUUGGAUUCAACAAUGGAAUACUGUAGAAAUAUUGGAGAGAUACCCACAUAUGGUUUGGCCGGUAAUCGGACCGACGCUAUAGAUGUCUCUGAAAUGAAGCAAGAAGAUGGAGAAGACGACACAGCAGAAAUAAGGAAGUGGAAGCAGGCACAAGCAGAGAAGGAGCUACGUCGUAAAGAGCGGCUCCUACAGAAAGACAGCAAGGGUAGAAGGAUUAAUAAACCCAGCACCAGUAGCGCUGCUAUUGACAGUGACGACGAGCAACGUUUGAGGGAGGCAGAAGAUGCUGCUUAUUCUGAUGAUGAGUAUUCCGACGCUGGUGGAGUCAAAAAGGAGUACGAAAACGUGCUUGGAAAGGAAGCUGACGUAUCCAAAGGUGUAGGCGCGAUGUUGAAGUUGGCUGCACAAAAGGGUUAUCUGAAUGAUCCAGAAACAAAGAAGAAAACAGGUCAAAAUCUGGAUCAUCUGCGCAACCAGUCCAAAACUCAAAUUGAACAAGGAAAAUAUGACAUUGAAGAUAAAUACGCCAAAAAAUUAGAUCGUCUCGGUACCACUGGUCGUGGCCCUAUAAUGCCCUUCAUUGAAAAGAAGGAUUACCGUCCAGAGGUGAACAUUCAUUACGUCGAUGAGAAGGGUCGCGUCAUGGAUCAAAAGGAUGCUUACCGGGAACUCUCUUACAAGUUCCAUGGACGCAAUCCCGGAAAGAAACAAACGGAGAAACGAAUAUCUAGACGAGAUAAGAAAGAAAUGUUGAAGCAGAUGAACAGUUCCGAUACUCCUCUUGGUACGCUUUCAAAACAGUUGAGAAAACAGGAGCAGCUGCAGACACCAUACCUCGUGCUCAGUGGAUCAGGACGAAGUGACCAGUAUGUUUUUUCGUUCCUGUAG